This is a messenger RNA of Salmo salar (Atlantic salmon), 4367 nucleotides long. RefSeq names its product ORM1-like protein 1. NCBI's taxonomy places the organism in Eukaryota, Metazoa, Chordata, Actinopteri, Salmoniformes, Salmonidae. Gene Ontology annotation, cellular component: endoplasmic reticulum membrane. The record is from RefSeq and is a predicted model, not a curated record.
CGCCAUUAUACCAUAGAAGAAGAACUGCGCCAAAGUUAGCUAGAUAGCUCACUAGCGGACAGGUUCAGUCAACAACAGCACGUUUGAUUAGGGGAGACUGGCCUUCUGCACUGCCACGUUUAAAAAACAGAUUCAUAACGAGGUACUCCAAAACAAAAUGAAUGUUGGCGUAGCGCACAGUGAGGUGAACCCCAACACUCGGGUCAUGAACAGUCGAGGGAUCUGGCUGACCUAUGCCCUCGGUGUUGGAAUGCUUCACAUUGUGCUCUUGAGCAUACCCUUCUUCGGUGUACCUGUGGUGUGGACUCUCACAAAUGUUAUACACAAUUUUGGGAUGUAUGUCUUCAUGCAUGCAGUGAAAGGCACUCCGUUUGAGACCCCAGACCAAGGCAAAGCCCGGCUCCUGACACAUUGGGAACAGUUGGACUACGGCGUGCAGUUCACAUCAUCCAGAAAAUUCUUCACCAUCUCCCCAAUCGUUUUAUAUUUUCUUGCAAGCUUCUACACAAAGUACGACACAACACACUUUGUCAUAAACACUGCGUCCCUUUUGAGCGUGCUGAUCCCCAAAUUGCCACAACUACACGGAGUCCGAAUCUUUGGCAUCAACAAGUAUUAAUCCGAGUGUUAAGAGGGUCAGUGGUGUGUGACCAACUCUCAAAGGAGCUAUUGCCUCAUAGCAAGAUGAAUAGUUAACCCUAUGUACUCUGUACCACUGGAGUGUGUACUAAGCAGUUUUGUGCAGUACGUGCAUUGUUUAGGUACGUCAGGUUAAACUAGUGGGAGAAUGAGAGAGAGAAUGCCAUGUGCAUUACUAACUUAAGUAAAUAUUUAAUGUUGUAUUUUUUGAUCUGCAUAGACCUGGGCUGGCCCAGGUUUCAAACGUGGGCCUUUUUUUGUUCUGUUCCGUUUUUUUUGUUAUUUGCUCUCACUUCACACAGUGACACGGACUGCGUUCCUUGUCACAAUGUAUUUUUCUGUUCUUAACCGGAAGCCUUAAAAAUGCCAGAUGUAUUUUUAAAGAUGAUUUCUUCAUAAAAGUAGGGGCCUAUGGUUCAUUGUUUGACACACACUUAAUUUUUAGAAGGGUGUCAAUCUUAUUACUGGAAAAAAACUGGGGCCUUAGAACCGUUGCGUACAUUUUUACACUAAAUAUCUGCAUGCGCCAUUUCUGAAGACGGCGCACGCACAAAUAUUGAGAUUUAUAAACUUGGCACACGCCAAUCAUACGCAUGUUUCCCCCUAGAAAUCAGACCUGUCGUAAAACUGCGCGCGUGAAGCAUUAUAAGUUGGCCUGAAAAACGCCCAUCAUUCACCUUUUAUGGUGACAAUAACGCCCUUAUUUACUUUGGCGGUAUUAGAAUUAGACAAAGACCAUAUCUGGAAAUGGUGAACUUGAUCAAAUGUUUUUGGAGGUGUUGGCAGAAUGUUUUCUUUUGCAGUGACAGUUGCAGUGACAGUUGCGGUAGCCUAUCUGACUGUUUCUGAAAGACAAACAUUUGCUAAUUGUCGUGGACCUAUAAACAGAUUUGUUUUAAUUCAAUCAUGUUUAGCAUUUACCUUUUCCCCUAAUCUAAAUAUGGUGCACUGCCCGUGAGUUCUGAAACUGACUCCUUGAAAUAAAAAUAAGCUAGUAGGCCUACUUAGUGGUAGCUUACACACACUUCAAUGCAAAAUUUCAACUUGUCUGCUCACCUGUUAAAUUCUACUGUAUGUUAUGAACCACGCUCCCUUUCGGAUGCAUAGAGCAAAAACUUGGAAUUAUUAUCGCAUAUUAAUAGGCCCAGUUAAAUGAGAUGCGCGUUGGUAAUUUGUUGUAUGGCUGCUUCAGGAAAAUGAACUCAUCAUGGCCAGAAAAGGUGAGCAACUUAUUUUGCAAUAGUUGUGUAUAAAUGAAAUGUUUACUCGGAAUUUGACACUACAGUAUUCAGACGUAUCUCACAAACGUCAACGUAAAGGUGUGAACCCUCUGCUCUACCGUUAAACUGCACUUAAGAACAGAUCACAAAGCAAAAUACUUAAAGUAGCUUAUCUAUUUACUACUGUGAAGUGGGUCCAAUUAAAUGAGAGAUGGGAUGAAUGGUAGCCUAUCCUAACUUGUAUGAAACCAUCAGUCAGAAAAGGUGAGGAAUUUAUUCUAUAAUGGUCAUGUAAUUGAGGAAAAGAAUAAAUCUAUUUCUAUAAUUAUUUUAGAUCAUAAAGGGAUUUUUGCUCUUCUCACUAAUGGUAAAUGAUUGCAUCUUAUUAUAUUUAGCUAGGCCUACCUGUUUUUUUUGUUGGUUUUUUUAAACUUUUUUUUGUUAUGAGUGUCAUCAUAUAUUCCUGCACAAGGCUACUUCAGCCUUCUUACAAUGCAAUACUUAAACCACUAGAAACUGCGUUCGCAUGGUGUAAAGCAGCAGUGGCAAACUAAUUGCCCCGGGGUCAGCAUUCGGUUUUCAACGAGUUCGAGGGCCACACUGAAAAUGUUAUAUUUCCUUGCCGUCAAAAUUAGCUAAAAAAUAAGUCCUAUAUUCAUCGUUUUUGGAAUUUUCAAUGCUCCCUGACUGUCUUCUGAUUUUAUUAGCGAGAUGAACAGUCAAGAAACUAUGACUAUAGGUUCAUUAUAAUUUCUAGUUUAGAUUUGGUUUUAGUCAUUUUUAAAGUAUAUUGAGUGGCUUUUGUUUUUACUGGAACUACCCUUGUGGGCUGUAUGUUUGACACCCCUGGUCUAAAAUUUGCAGGAGGAUAAGCACAUUACAUCAAGUUACAUUUUUAUUAAUGCCAACUUGUGUGAAUACUGGCGCAUGCAUAUUUUCUGUGUGUAUGCAACACUUGAGGCCCCUGAACAAUAUGAAAUACUAAUUUAGCAUGAUUUCCUUUUGUAUAUUAAUAAUUUAUCCUUGUUACUCAAUCAUAUAGGGCAGGCAUUUUUGCAGUGUAUAUAGUUUGUCUGUAUAGGUUCAUGUCUUAUGUGAAGAUCAGAUGAUUUGUCAUAAGAUGUUAAGUGUUGUCAGAUAAUUGUUUACUGAGACAGGUCUAUGGUAUGGCUAUGUACCUACACAUGACUACCAAAAUAAACACUUGAGUAAAUGAGGGAUGUGAAGUAUAUUGAAAGUGGGUGCUUCCGUGCAGCUGUGGUUCCGGAGUUAAUUAAGCAAUUAACAUAUGAUUAGGGUCAUAUAAAAUGCCCAGUUUCCCAUUAUUUCAGCCACCAUGUCUAGAAGAGAUCGGUGACUUUAAAGAGGGGUCUCAAAGGAGCAUAGGUGGUUUAAAGUGUGUGUGUGUGUGUGUCACCAGCUCUCAACUCAAUUGAACACUUCUGGGAGAGUCUGGAGUGGCGCCUGAGACAGCAUUUUCCACCAUCAAAACACCAAAUGCUGGAAUUUCUCAGGAAGAAUGGCGUUGCUUCUCAAUCCUCGUGACCCGUGGGGAUGUUAAAUAUUAGUGAUGGCAAUAUUACUGUGCAAUGUAGAUGUUCUAUUUUCACCUGAGAUUGCGUAAUAACUCGUAUGUUGAUGUAGUGUCCAUCGGUUAUGAAUGUUUCAACCUCUGUGUUGAAGUUGUGCUUUUAUGUCAGUUCCUGGCUUCAAAAGGGCACCAAAAACAACACUAACCAUGAGUUUUAGCGGUUCUGCUGCCACAGAAACAGACCCUGGGUCUGUCUAACGUGUCUCAUCUCGGUUAACCCAGAGGUAAAACCUCAUGUAGUUUGGGCAACAGAUCGUCACACGGGAGAGUAUAACGUGACAAACAAAUUCAGUUCCUGUGAUUUUUUUUUUUAACUAACAGAUGUCAUAGUUUAUAGCUAACAGAAAUUGUAAUUGAAACACCUUGCCAAACAACCGGCAUGUUUUUCAAAUUUUCAAGGAACGAUUCCAGUGGUCAUGUGAAUUUCAUCUGCUCCGAUUGGAUGAAACAGGCCGCACUGCUGUAUGGGAUGAGUAGUUUGUUUGCCCCCUAACUGGUAUGUACACAGUCUUGUACCCUUGACUUUUCUUCCAUAUCACUUUUUUUUGUUAUGAUUUCUAGUCUUUUGAAUGAAUGGUUCACGCUGGAGAUUUUUGUACCUAUUCCACUUGAUGAGCAUUUUUGUUGAAAUUUGCAUGCUAAAAACAAGUGGGUGUGUCAGUUCUGGAACCAUAACUGUGGAAAGCGGGGCAUGGUGGCACAAAGCCCUUUUAAGACAAUUUAUGUUGGUGUUUCCUUUUAUUUUGGCAGUUGCCUGUAUAUUCAUGUAGAUGUACUUGUUUAGGAUAUGAAUAUCUUCUGGAAGCUGCUAUUAAGACAGCUAGUCCUGUUUUUGUUUGGGUAUGGCUUAUCCAGGGUAUUAUUGGAGCUUUGUCAGCCCUUGUUCCUAACAUCAUUAAAACAUUUAUGCCCCGAAA